Molecule: messenger RNA, 3105 nt
Organism: Venustampulla echinocandica
Lineage: Eukaryota; Fungi; Ascomycota; Leotiomycetes; Helotiales; Pleuroascaceae
Product: Med5-domain-containing protein
Exons: 4
Coding region: 1-3105 (1034 amino acids)
Biological process (GO): regulation of transcription by RNA polymerase II
Cellular component (GO): mediator complex
Molecular function (GO): transcription coregulator activity
Source: RefSeq, a predicted model, not a curated record
AUGUCUGCCCUGUCGACCUGGCGCACCUUCCUCAACCACAGCCUCGCGACACGUCUGGAAGCCCCCGACUUCGAGUCCUACGUUCAGAUUCUGGCCUCAAAACACCCUCUGCCUGCGUCGCGGACGAGCGACAUUUUCCUGGGGCCUACCGAAUCGAACAGCGCCUCCUUGGACCCACGAAUACCGAGAUAUGUCCAGAUCCUGCUAGGACUCGAGCUGGUUACUGUGCCGAGUUUAUUGAGAGCGUUAUUACGGUACUCGACUGCUUCGGGGGCAACCGAUGUUGUCCAUGGUAUAAGUGAUAGACAAAGAGAAGGCGGUAAAGAUGGAGAGGCACAAGGGCAAAAGAAGGACAGCGUUAAGAGGUGGUCGGAUUCAUACGCUGCGGAGGAGGUGCUUUUCUACCGAUUGGCUAAACAUGUCUCGUCUGGCACAUCUCCAAAGAAUAUCCAAGAAGCCGUCGCAUUGAUUCUAGUAUGCAUUCAAUGGAUGGUGGUUGUUGCCAAUGCGAAUAGCGCUGCUCAGGAUGUGCUGGAACUGAGUGGAAGCCACGUGCCUGAGCUGAAUGCCCAAAUCAUGGCGCUGGGCACGCUGGUUGUUGCUGUUGUGGAGAAUGCACAGGUGCUAAGUGCGCUAAGUAAAGGAAGUGUGCCUAAAGGAACGGGAAAAGAGCUGUCGGAGACACUGGGGAAUUUGAUAGCUAUCUUGUUGCAGAGCAAUCCCCAAAGCCUAAGUGCAGCGAGGUUGGAGGUAUUUAGAACGCAAACGCUGGUGUCCAUUGAACCUGUGGAUAAGAAGGAAAUAUCCGCCAACAAGGAAAUAGAUGACAUUCUGGAUGAGGGCAUAGGAUUAGGAAUCGACAGUGUGGUGGUAGAGGAUUUGCCCACUCUAAAUUCAAGAGCUGGUUUAUAUAUCUAUUUGAACGCAUUGCUUGUGGGUAGGCCGUUGAUCGACGACAAUGCCAUAUUUGCAUAUCUACAUAACCGAUAUCAGGGCGACAUCCAAUCUACUAUGAAUGAUUUAAUUCUUGCGUCUUUUGAUAUUUUAGCUGAUGCUGCGUCCCGGAAUGAACGCAUUCAAGCUACGACACUCCUGAAAUCAUUCCUAAUUAACAAAGUCCCUUUACUAUUAGCAACACUCUCAUCGUCGUUAUUCCCGCCUCUAACAUCCGAGUACUGCAUCACAGAGGCACUAAACCACGUUGAUACAAACGCUUUCCCGACAUUUUCAAAUAUGUUUGAUGAAUCGAGUACAAACAAUCUGUUUUCUGAUUCUGUGCGGCAAGACUUUUGCUUUGCCUGUUGUCUGCAUGGUCUCAUUGCUGAAACCAGCAUCGAGACUCUGUUAGGCGAUGUACCGUUGCAAAGUCUUCCAGCUGGCGGGAGAUAUGUAAAGGAUGACUUGGUGCAGCAAUAUCUAUCUGAUCCUGAACGAGCAGAAGGGUUGAUUGAUGAGUUGGAGCAUAUGGAUGGCAACGUGGGUGCUGUUAGCCAAGCGAUCACUGAAGUGAUGGGAAGGCUAUGCAAUGACAAGGAAACAAUGUCAUUGAAAGGUCUUUGCAGCCAACUGGCCAGAAAACCAGCAUCUCUCGAUGUCAUGCUUUUAUUUGACAAGCCGACCACGAUCCUCCAACCCAUCUGCGAUGUACUGGAUAACUGGCGUUACGACGACGACCAAGGCGAAUACCAGCCUGUAUAUGAGGAGUUUGGCUCGAUUUUACUUUUGGUGCUCUCCUUUGCGCAUCGAUAUAAUUUGUCAACUUUCGACUGUGGUAUCCGUACACCAGACUCUUUUGUCGCGCAACUUCUAACCCAUGGCCACCUCAGCCGGGCCAUGGAAGAUCUCACCGACCAGGAACAAAAUCACUUAGAUGGUUGGAUCAGAGGAUUAUUUGACAAUGAGAGUGGCGGUCUCGGCGAUGAAUUGAUGUCGUCUUGCCCGCCACAGGACUUCUAUCUUCUAGUGCCAACCCUCUUCCAUCACAUUGUCCUAGCCUGUUCAACUAAAAACCUCUCCGAUGAAGCCCUCAAAGGAGGACUUGAAUAUCUAGUCGAUACGUUUCUUCUCCCAUCUCUUAUCCCGGGCAUCACAUGGCUUUCUGCCCACUUAUGGGAAUCUCGUGGCGAUGCCAACGCUGUACUCCAAAUCCUUUCUGCACUCAUCAUGAACCCAACCUCGAUAUCUAACAACACCGAGGCAUCACAGAUGCUAAACUCCAUUUUGAACAUCAUCGCCAAGGAUCUAGAGCAUAGUCUCCGAUGGUUUCAAAAAGCCGAACCAUCCCGACAAGACAUCGCGCCACUGUUGAAAGCCCUGAGCGGCAACCUGGGCUGGGAGCGUCGUGGUGCCAGCGAGCACACAGAGCUGGAGAUAUGGACGAGCACAGCUGGCGGAGGACUCACCGCGGCCGUGCGGAACACCAUGCAAAACCUUAUCCAAUGGGGGCUCAACCCAGGGAUUAAUAUCAAUCCAGCAAACUACACCCAUCGUCAGAUCUUGGUCGCAGUCAAGAUGCUCGGUGCCAAACGUAUCUUGAAUGUAAUCAUCGAGGAGGUCAAAACCCAAGAAGAGACGGGCAAUGGUAGUGUAGCCAUUGAUGUGGCUACAGCUCUUAUCUGUGCUCCUGAUGCUGCAAGCUGGGAUGCUGCUUUCGGAGGUCUGGGUAUGCUAGGCGAGAACCCCAUACAACCUUUACAAAGGCGUAUGAAUCUCCGUGAAGCGCUAAAAUUCGAGGCGGACAAUGCACCCAAGGUCCACAAAACGGACCCUUUCCAUGCAGAAACCAUCAUAAGACUGUAUAGGAAAACAGAAGCGCAGUUGGCUAUGCCGCAGCAGACGUUGAUGGCGGAUGAUGGCGGACUUGGGGCCUUGGAUCAGGCUCUUGAUGCCGCUGCAGGUGGGAUGGAUGUCGAUAGCGGGAUGGCGGGGGUUGGUAUGAGUGAUGUUGGCGGAGCUGGUGGACUGGGUGAUGCACAGGGAAUGGAUGGAGUGCUAGGGGAUGAUCAAGGGCUUAUGAGUGGUUUGAUGGGGGGGGAUCAUGGUGGGGACUUGUUGGACGGUUUUGGGGAUGGACAGGAUUUGGGGGAUGGGAUGGGGUUUGCGUAA